Cajanus cajan (pigeon pea) is the source of this 1910-nucleotide messenger RNA. Its product is annotated as tetrahydroberberine oxidase. Lineage: Eukaryota; Viridiplantae; Streptophyta; Magnoliopsida; Fabales; Fabaceae. Gene Ontology annotation, molecular function: oxidoreductase activity; FAD binding. The record is from RefSeq and is a predicted model, not a curated record.
GCCACUACUAAUUUUACGGGUGUGAGAUACAUCACGUGCAGACGGUGCAGUGCAGCUUCUUUCAACUUUUUCACCCAUUUUUGGAGCUUUGCAUUUAAUAAAUGUACGGUCUAAACUUGUGGGCUUAAAUGAUACAUCAAAGACUUGUAUUUUCCCAAAUUGCAUCUUUCAGAUGCACAUCACACCCAUCAACAAAAUGAUGCCUCUAAGCUCAUAUUUUAUCAUAGCACUUUUGUUUUCAUUUACAUCUUCAGCAGAUAUUCAGGAAAACUUUGUUCAGUGUCUAUACAAUUAUCCUCAAAACGCUACCUCAAUCUCCAAGGUUGUUAACACCCAAGCCAACUCCUCAUACUCCUCUAUACUACAAUUUUCCAUUCAAAAUCCUAGGUUCUCCAACGCAAGCUCCAAACCCCUUGUCAUAGUCACACCACUGGCUGUUUCCCACAUUCAAGCCACCAUAAUAUGUUCCCAACGCCAUGGCCUCCAGAUCCGAACUCGAAGUGGGGGCCAUGAUUACGAGGGUCUCUCCUACGUUGCCAAGGUUCCUUUUGUCCUCAUUGACCUCAUCAACCUUCGAGAAAUCAAUGUGGACGUAGAAAACAGCACUGCAUGGGUUCAAGCUGGGGCAACUGUUGGUGAACUUUACUACAGUAUUAGCCAAAAAAGCACAACACUAGGCUUCCCAGGAGGUGUGUGGCCCUCUAUGGGCACUGGUGGCCACUUCAGUGGUGGCGGCUAUGGAUUCUUGAUGCGUAGGUACGGUCUCGCUGCUGAUAAUAUAAUUGAUGCACACAUAAUUGAUGUCAAAGGCAAUGUUCUUGAUAGAGAAGGCAUGGGUGAGGAUCUGUUUUGGGCCAUUCGAGGAGGUGGAGGAGCAAGCUUUGGAGUCAUCGUGGCUUGGAAGCUGAAACUAGUUCCAGUUCCAUCAACUGUGACGGUGUUCAAAGUUCCAAGGACAUUGGAACAGAACGCAACCGAGAUUAUCCAUAAGUGGCAGCUUGUGGUGAAUAAACUUGACGAUGGCUUAAUGAUUAGGAUCAACAUAGAAAGAGUAAACUCAAGUCAAAGUGGGAAGCCAACAGUACAAGCUAUAUUUGAGUCCAUGUAUCUUGGAGGUGUGGAUGAACUCAUUCCCUUGAUGCAAAAGAGCUUUCCAGAGUUGGGUUUGGUCAGACAAGACUGUACUGAGAUGAGUUGGAUAGAUUCCGUUCUCUAUAUAGCUCGAUCUACAAGUGGUCAACCCCGUGAAGCUUUGCUGAAUAGAACUGGUAUUGGUUUGCCAUUCUUCAAAGCAAAAUCUGAUUAUGUGAGAGAUCCUAUUCCUGUUGUUGGUUUACAGGGGUUAUGGUCCUUGUUUUAUGAAGAUGAAGCUCUAGCUGCUUUUAUUCAAUUCACUCCUUAUGGAGGUAAGAUGGAUGAGAUUUCGGAAUCUGAAAUUCCAUUCCCACACAGAUCUGGAAAUAUAUUCCAUAUUCAUCACUUGGUGCGUUGGCAAGAGGAAGGGGAUGAGGCAGCACAGAGGCACGUGGAGUGGAUUAGAAGAGUGUACACUUAUAUGGAAGCUUAUGUUUCAAAGUCUCCUAGAGCUGCAUAUGUGAAUUAUAGAGACCUUGACAUUGGUGUAAAUAACGAUGGGUACACAAGCUAUAGCCAAGCCAGCAUUUGGGGUCUUAAGUAUUUCAAGAACAACUUCAACAGAUUGGCAAGAGUGAAGGCCAAGGUUGAUCCUCUAAACUUCUUCAGAAAUGAACAAAGCAUACCUCCUCUUAAGUCCAAGGGACGCAAAACGCAAAUAGAAAUCCUUGGAGCUGCAAAUGCGAUUAUAAAAUAAGCUGCUUAUUUUGUUAUUGUUGGUUAUUUGAAAAUAUAGAAUGCUGGAAUGAGUGGAACUCUAAGAUAUUGACCGUUUA